GGAGGCUACAUCUCAUUCUAUAGUACCUACGCUACGUAAUGGACAGGACCGAACGGAGUUGAUCUACUGUGGCUAAUCCUAGUGGAUUCCGUCUGUGUGGCAAACGCCUAGGUAGGAGAAAGGGGAGAAAGGAAUGACGGCGUUUACAGAGCAGGACAAAACUGAUAUGUUACCUGUAUUGUUCAUAACAGAAUGAGGAAAAUACCAAGACACACUCAAAUUAGAUGCAAGCCUUAAAAACAGCUUUUUUUGAACGGAUUUAACUCUUGGAUCAGAACAGAAAGAUUUCUAGUCGAACAGGACUGGAAAAUGAACAUGGAUGUCGGAGUAACGAUGGCAUCUUUGUGUAGUUAAAUCAAUUUCUAUCUUCUUUCUGGCACUAAAACUGCGCCGGCCGAAGUUUGCUCUAUAUUCAACUAUCGAUUAUAGAUGAGUCGUCUAUGGAGGCGUGACGUGCCCCUGUCUGAUCGGCUAGGACUACCCCCUGGUCCCCGUCCAUCCAUGCCCCCCCCGGGCCCAAACAUCUCCUGGUUCCCAGAGGCCCCCCUGCUGACCUCAGAACAGCCCACCUUCCUCAUGACCCUCGCUGCCCAGGCCGUGUCAGGCUUCUUCGUCUGGACCGCCCUACUCGUCACCUGCCACCAGAUCUACAUGCACCUGCGGUACUACAGUUCUCCUAAUGAGCAGAGACACAUCGUGCGGAUCCUCUUCAUUGUGCCCAUCUAUGCCUUUGACUCCUGGCUCAGCCUCCUCUUCUUCACUAAUGAGGAGUACUAUGUCUACUUUGACACCGUCAGGGACUGCUAUGAGGCGUUUGUCAUCUAUAACUUCCUCAGCCUGUGUUAUGAGUACCUGGGAGGAGAGAGCGUCAUCAUGGCUGAGAUCAGAGGAAAACCUAUUCAGUCCAGUUGUAUUUACGGUACGUGCUGUCUCUGGGGGAGGAGUUACUCCAUUGGGUUCUUGCGGUUCUGUAAGCAGGCCACGCUACAGUUCUGUGUGGUCAAACCCCUCAUGGCCAUGGUCACAGUCAUCCUACAGGCCUUUGGAAAGUACCGCGACGGAGACUUCAAUGUGAACAGUGGGUACCUGUAUGUGUCCAUCGUCUACAACAUCUCAGUCAGCCUGUCUCUCUACGCCCUCUUCCUCUUCUAUUUCUCCACCCGGGACCUGCUCAGCCCCUACAGCCCCCUGCUCAAGUUCUUCAUGGUCAAAUCUGUCAUCUUCCUCUCCUUCUGGCAGGGCAUGUUGCUGGCCAUCCUAGAGAAGUGUGGGGCCAUCCCCAAAAUCAACUCACCCGAGGUGUCAGUGGGAGAGGGAACGGUUGCCGCCGGUUACCAGAACUUCAUUGUCUGCAUCGAGAUGUUCUUUGCCUCCCUGGCCCUGCGUCAUGCAUUCACAUACAGGAUCUAUAUGGACAAGAGGCUGGACUCUCAGGGCCCAGUUCCUAUGUAUGGAGAGUCUGGCCGCUGUGCCCCAAUGAAGAGCAUCUCCAGCAGCCUGAAGGAGACGAUGAACCCUGGAGACAUGGUGCAGGAUGCUAUCCAUAACUUCUCCCCGGCCUACCAGCAGUACACCCAGCAGUCCACCCUGGAACAGGGUCACUCUGCCCCGCCUGUGUCCCGCACCAUCAGCACCAUCAGCACCCGCGACAACGAGAAGACCCUGCUGCUCAGCUCGGAUGACGAGUUCUAAGUUAACACACACCAGCCCCAGCCAAUCACCUCUUUACUGACUGUUGGGGUGAGGUACUACCUCCUGGUCUUAUGGAGUAUUGGCAGGGGAUUUAAAGUGUGUUUGGGGUUGGCAUCGACCUCAAUACAGGGAUACAGGACCAUAUGACUUAGCCUGGUCCAUUCAAUAUCCUCUACUACACACAAUUCAGGACUUUACAGGAACUCUUCUCUUGGUAGAAUAUACACUUAUUGGGAACAUGAUGUUAUGAUUGAAACCAUUGUCUAGAAAAACUUCAAUGGUUGGUUAUAUAGGACUUAUAGAGAUUUUCUGAGAGAAUUAUACUUCACUUAUUAGAGAGACAUUUAUGGUUUGAAUAAAAGUGAUUUUAUCGUUACAAAAUGUGUCUGCUAGCUAGCUAACAUCCAAUGACGAUGAUGGCCCAUACUAUAUUUAUAUUAAAGUACUUUGGCUAUG
Messenger RNA from Oncorhynchus mykiss (rainbow trout), 2148 nucleotides. The record is from RefSeq and is a predicted model, not a curated record. NCBI's taxonomy places the organism in Eukaryota, Metazoa, Chordata, Actinopteri, Salmoniformes, Salmonidae.